This is a messenger RNA of Solea senegalensis (Senegalese sole), 2666 nucleotides long. RefSeq names its product ankyrin repeat and SAM domain-containing protein 1A (gene anks1aa). Bases 561 to 2651 code for a protein of 696 amino acids. The record is from RefSeq and is a predicted model, not a curated record. Lineage: Eukaryota; Metazoa; Chordata; Actinopteri; Pleuronectiformes; Soleidae. Gene Ontology annotation, molecular function: protein binding. The transcript has 14 exons. Gene Ontology annotation, cellular component: cytosol.
ACUCUCAAUUUCAACCCUAAUGCUUUAAACUACGCAGAGACGAGUUAGUGACUGAUGGCUUGACCGCGGUAACACAGCGGACGUGUAAAACGUCUGUCUUUUCCUUUAUUUAGUUUACACAGUGAAGCUCAGGCACCAUCUUGCUUACGCCCAUCCACCUCUCCUAUGAGGCAGCAGGGGCGGGUGUGAUAGGGAUUGUGUAUGUGUGUGUGAGUGCGAAUGGUUUUUCAGAUUUGAGCAGCAGAAAGAAAGGGCAGUUUCGAGGAAGUGACGGAUUAGGCUCGGGGGACUGGUCAUAGGAAGUUUGCUCGAUGGUAGUGCCGCGCUGCUGAACCAAACUUUUCCCUGUUGUGAGCGCUAGCGGCACCGAGGACCGGCGUGGAAGGACCCAGCGUCGGUGGGAAGUACACCGAGGAAUCCAUCUGUUGUCGGGAGAAAAGAAGGAGUCACUGAGGAAUUUCACUCCUGUUAAAACAAUCCCCUCCCUUCCCCUCUCCUUAUUCCCCCCGCGCCUCCCGUGUGUGUAUUUUUUUUAUUUUUUUUUAUUGUUUGGAUUCGUGAUGGGGAAGGAGCAGGAGCUUCUCGAAGCGGCGCGCACGGGGAACCUGGCCGCUGUGGAGAAGCUUUUAUCCGGGAAGCGACAGUCAGGAGGCACCGGGAGCGGGUUGUCUGGAGCCGGUGGAAGUAGCAACAGUGGUGGCCACGGCGCCUCCUCUCAUCCACUCUCCAGUCUGCUCAGCAUCUGGAGAGGCCCCAAUGUGAAUUGUGUGGACAGCACUGGAUACACCCCCCUCCACCAUGCUGCCCUCAAUGGACACAGUGAGGUGGUGGAGGCACUGCUGCGAAACGAGGCCUUAACCAACAUUGCUGACAACAAGGGCUGCUACCCUCUCCACCUGGCUGCGUGGAAGGGAGAUGAACAUAUCGUCAAACUGCUCAUUCACCAGGGACCUUCGCACCCUAGACUCAAUGAACAGAGCUCUGUAGACCAUAAAGAGUUCAAACGCUGUGGGCCCUUUGACCCCUAUAUUAAUGCCAAGAACAAUGACAACGAAACACCGCUGCACUGUGCCGCCCAGUACGGCCACUUCCAGGUGGUGCGGCUGCUGCUGGAGGAGCUGACGGACCCGACCAUGAGGAACAACAAGUUUGAGACUCCACUGGACCUGGCGGCGCUGUAUGGUCGCUUGGAGGUGGUCAAGCUGCUCCUCAGCGCUCAUCCUAACCUCCUGAGCUGUAACACCAAGAAACACACACCCCUGCAUCUGGCGUCACGGAAUGGACACCUCUCUGUGGUGCAGGUGCUGCUGGACGCUGGCAUGGACAUCAACUAUGAGACGGAGAAAGGCAGCGCCCUCCACGAAGCGGCCUUAUUUGGCAAGAGGGAUGUGGUUCAGAAACUUCUCAGUGCAGGCAUUGAUGUAAACAUUGUUGACCAGAAGGGCCUGGCAGCGCUGGACACUGUCAAGGACAUGCCCUCCCAGAAGAGCCGAGAAAUAGCCGCUCUCAUCUUAGGUCACAUGAGUGGAAAACCCCCUGACAUUGACCUUCCCCCUCCCCCUCCCCCUCCGCCUCAGGAGAGUCCCAGCCCGCGGAAAAAAGGCGAUCUGGAGAGGGUGACUGAGUUGAUCUCGGGGCUGGCCCCGGGGCCCGAGGAAGAGAGCCCGUAUGAGGCUCUGUUCGAAGCCACCUCUUGCCACUCACUGGACAGUCUCACCAGCGGCAAAUCCUCUGACAGAGACUCUGGACGGCCGGACAGUGAAGCUGGCAAGAAAGACCGCCUGGUCCACACAUCACAUCCUGGUGCUGGUCAUGAAGACGAGGCGAGUUCAGAGGCCCUGUUUACUAACAGCAGUAUUAAUGAACGAGGUGAGCCAGAGGAGGAGGAGGAUCACACCUAUGAGUUGCUGCUGACUGCACAGACCAAAGUCCCACCGCCAAGCCAAGAGUCCCAGUCCAAAAAAGAUGACAAUACCACUAUACAGUCUUCCACCAGUGUCCUACCUCAGCGUAAACCCACUGCCCCAAAUGACCUCAGAGCCCCGAGCAAGACGAAAGACACCCUGCACCCUCCCGGACUGGCGCUACCACGGCUCUCGGGAGAUAACUCCCAGCUCAGCGAGGAUCAGGAAGCAGGUGUCCCAGAGCAGUUCACUGGCCUCCUGCACGGAUCAUCUCCCGUCAUCGACUGCCGCGAGGAGGCCUUCAGGCUUCCAGGUGAUCCGCCACCCGCCCAAAGUCAGCAAGAAACAAGCAAACCCGCCAAAGUAAAAGAGCAAGUAGCAGCAGCUGCACCGCCACCUAGCCGCCCCAGUAUGGCCGCCAUCCUGACGGACUGUGACCCAAAAGCGAUUUAUGCGACUGUGAAUAAGGACCACAGGACCUCGGGGGCCGGGGCAGUGUCUGCCGCUAGGAUGCACCCUCCUGGGGACCUGAAACUUGCACGCAGCCUCUCCAAGUCUGACUCAGACUUGCUCGUGUCGCCUCCCAGUGAGGAGGAAGGAGGACUGGGAAACCGAAGCGAGUCGGUAUCUAACUGUAGCACUGGCAAGAAGAGGCUUGAGAAAUCUCCCUCUUUCACUUCAGAAUGGGACGAGGUAAGUGUUUGUGCUCGUCCUUUUGCUGUGUUUGUGUCUUUGCUUCUUCAUUAAGGUGCUGUGUUUAAG